GUUGAGGACAGGACGUGGAUCGGAUCGGAUCAGAUCAGAGAGUCGGAGCCGAGCCGCGGGAACCCCGACACACGGACCCCAGCUCAUCACCUCCACCUCCACCGCUCCAGGAGGGAGACUGGACUUAUUUCGCACCGUCCUGUAGAUCAGAUCUCUGGAGCUCUCGGGAAGCGGCGCAGCACCGAGGACGCACCGACCCGACCGUCCCGACCCGACCGUCCCGUCCCGACCCGACCAGACCCGCACCGACUCUCUCAAACAAAAGCGCGUCACACACCACUACGCCUGCCGAUAGCCCCCUGACAUUACUCGACACCAGUGAAGAAAUCCGCGAGGUGUGAACAUCCGCCGUGCGCGCCGCUUCAGGCUGACGACAGUGGGGUUUAAAAUCCACCAAAGUAAAACCCUCGACUGGAUCAGGAGUCUCCGUGUCCAGGGACGCAGAGCGCACAGAGGAGAGAUGGGUGUCGGAAUGAGGCAGACGCACAGCGCCUCGGCAGGAGUCCACCUACUGCUGGCACUCACACUGCUCGCCUGUAACUCUCACCUCCUGGUGCAGGCCAACUCAUGGUGGUCUUUGGCCAUGAACCCUAUCCAGAGACCCGAGAUGUACAUCAUAGGCGCACAGCCUCUUUGCAGCCAGCUCUCGGGUCUGUCUCCGGGCCAGAAGAAGCUGUGCCAGCUCUACCAGGACCACAUGGUGUACAUCGGCGAGGGCGCAAAGACGGGCAUCAAGGAGUGCCAGUACCAGUUCAGACAGAGGAGGUGGAACUGCAGCACGGUGGACAACACAUCCGUAUUCGGACGCGUCAUGCACAUAGGCAGCAGGGAAACAGCGUUCACAUACGCCAUCAGCGCAGCCGGUGUGGUGAACGCGGUGAGCCGAGCUUGCAGGGAAGGAGAGCUCUCGACGUGCGGCUGCAGCCGAGCCGCUCGACCCCGGGACCUGCCGAGAGACUGGCUGUGGGGCGGCUGUGGGGACAACAUCAACUACGGAUACCGCUUUGCUCGGGAGUUUGUGGAUGCCCGGGAGAGAGAGAAGAACUACGCCAAGGGCUCGAUAGAGCACGCACGCACACUCAUGAACCUGCAGAACAACGAGGCUGGCCGAAUGUCGGUGUACAAUCUGGCCAACGUGGCGUGUAAGUGCCACGGCGUCUCCGGUUCCUGCAGUCUGAAGACUUGCUGGUUGCAGCUGGCCGACUUCCGGCGCGUGGGCGAGUUCCUGAAGGAGAAGUACGACAGCGCCACGGCCAUGCGCAUCAACCGGCGCGGCAAGCUGGAGCAGGUGAACCAGCGCUUCAACCCCCCCACCGCCGACGACCUGGUGUACAUCGACCCGAGCCCGGACUACUGCCUGCGCAACGAGAGCACGGGCUCGCUGGGAACGCACGGCCGCCUCUGCAACAAGACCUCCGAGGGCAUGGACGGCUGCGAGCUGAUGUGCUGCGGCCGCGGCUACGACCAGUUCAAGACCUACAAGCACGAGCGCUGCCACUGCAAGUUCCACUGGUGCUGCUACGUCAAGUGCAAGCGCUGCACGUCGCUCGUCGACCAGUUCGUCUGCAAGUAACCCCAGACACUCGUUACCCGCCGAGUCGCGCCGAGCAGUUAGCAGGCGAGGCCAGGGACGGACCUUCUGGAGCACAGGAGGAGUGAAAUGUAAAAUGUAAAAUGCUAAAUGAAAUCUAAAGAAAUCUUUAAGGAUAGGUAUUAAUUAAGUACAAGUGUGUGGUGGACGGUAAUGUUUUUUUUUUUUUUUUUACACUUGAGAUUUUUUUCACUCGAGAGGGACGUUUUGCUUUCAAGCGUCCAUCACGAGUGUGAAACCGGUCAGAGAAACCAAACCAGAUUCCUCACGCUAUAAUCCAGCAUGCUGCUCCGCCCACUCCUCUCUCUCACGGACGCUCUCUAAACCUCCCCUGCGACAGAGCUCUUAAACUCCUCGGGUCAGCCCCCGACCUGGACGCUGGACUUUGGAUGAUGUCUGAUGGUGUGUGUUGACCUGUGAAAUCUAUGUUGCCAGUUAAAGCAUUUAUAAUCAGCAGAACCUCUCACCUUACCCCGACAAUUUCAGAUCACCACCAGACUCCUCAGUUGUUAUUGUUGUUGUUGUUGUUUUGUUUUUAGCUCGGAUCACUACGAACUCUUCGGAGCUCUCUCCGUCUAUGAGGAUCUUCCCUCUUACCGUCGUCUCGAGGAAUUUCAUCUCCUCCCAGGAUCCUCAAUCACAUCAACAUCAACAACAUCAAGUGCCUGAAAACAGGAAAAUUCAGAUUAAAAGAGCAAAGGAAAAAAAAAAAAAAAGUGGGGCUUUAUAAUAAAUACGGACUGCAAAAUAAUAUUUUAGCCGAACAACAGUGGUUCAGAUUAUAUUUUAUUAAUUGCUUGUCUUGUUAUACAUCGUAUGUAUUGUUCUGAUUUAUUAUUUUUUGAUACAGAGGCUUCUACUGUCGAGUUUUUAUUUUAGCAGGGGCAAAUAUGAUCCUAAUCGCCGUCAGAUAGCCGGGCCGUGGAGGAAGAUUCUAGUAAAGUGGCCUUUUGUCGAUCAGCGAGUGAAUGCAAAACUUGUAAAUAACAGUCCAUGUACGCAAAUUACACUUCAUGAUUACGACGUCCGUGAUUUUAUGUUAAUCCAGAUCGUUUGCUGGCUAAUCACUGUAUGCUUGUUGUGUAUAUGUAUUUCCCCAUCAUUCAAACCAGUAAUAUUAAAAAUAUUAA
Molecule: messenger RNA, 2721 nt
Organism: Clarias gariepinus (North African catfish)
Lineage: Eukaryota; Metazoa; Chordata; Actinopteri; Siluriformes; Clariidae
Gene: wnt5b
Product: wingless-type MMTV integration site family, member 5b
Exons: 6
Coding region: 461-1573 (370 amino acids)
Biological process (GO): neuron differentiation; canonical Wnt signaling pathway; cell fate commitment
Cellular component (GO): extracellular region
Molecular function (GO): cytokine activity; frizzled binding
Source: RefSeq, a predicted model, not a curated record